Ipomoea nil (Japanese morning glory) is the source of this 1119-nucleotide messenger RNA. RefSeq lists its product as uncharacterized. The transcript has 2 exons. The record is from RefSeq and is a predicted model, not a curated record. The coding region runs from base 1 to 1119 and encodes 372 amino acids. NCBI's taxonomy places the organism in Eukaryota, Viridiplantae, Streptophyta, Magnoliopsida, Solanales, Convolvulaceae.
AUGGCGUGGAACGGUAACAGACCAAAUGCGUCGUCAACAACUGCUCCGGUUGCAGCUCCACCGGCAGCUCCAUCUGUUCCGGCAACGGGCAAUUCCGGUGUUGCAGGAACGCCCUUUGAUCCUAACGAUGCCGCCAGUCCGUUCUUCUUACAUCCAAACGAGAAUCCCUCACUGAUUCUCGUUUCUACGCUGCUAGAUGGUCGGAAUUACCACCCCUGGGCAAGGGCGAUGGAAAUGUCGUUACUGUCGAAGAAUAAAUUAGGGUUCGUCGACGGCACAAUCUCAAUGCCAAAUAUAGGAGAGGUCAAAUAUCCCUACUGGAAGAGAUGCAAUAACAUGGUCGCGACAUGGAUUAUGCAAUCUGUCUCUUCUGAGAUCGCUCAUACAAUCCUGUGGGUGGGCACGGCGGAAAGGAUAUGGAACACCUUGAAGGCAAGGUUCAGCGAAGCAGACAUCUUCAGGAUCUCGGAUCUCCAAGCUGAAAUACACCAAAUAAGGCAAGGAGACCUAACUGUAAGUGCAUACUUUGCUAAGUUGAAGGUUUUGUGGGAUGAACUUCAGGUCAUAAGACCAUUACCAGUCUGUAAAUGUGAAAAGAGAUGUGACUGUGGCUUAAUGCAAACUCUAGAACAACAAUUAGAAAGUGACAAUCUCUCAGUCUUCUUGAGGGGACUCAAUGACAGUUAUGCUUCUGUACAAUCUCAAAUAAUGAUGACAAAGCCCCUUCCCUCUGUUGAUGAAGCCUUUAUGAUGGUUCAACAACAAGAAAGAAGGUUCAACAAUGCAGGAGGACCAAUUCAAGAAACUGGCAGUAUCAUGUUUACUCAAGGCAAUAGCAGAAAAUAUCCCUCAAAUAAUAGUAAUAAGAGACCUGUCUGCUCUUGUUGUGGAUAUACUGGGCAUACUGCAGAGAAAUGCUAUAAGAAACAUGGCUAUCCUCCAGGAUGGAAGCCAAGAAAUAAGGCUGCUGGUUAUGCUAACCAAAUGCAACUCAACUCAGAAGAGCAGCCUCUUAGUGGGAAAUCUGGUUCUGUUACUUUGAGCCAGGAUGAGUAUAAGUUGCUCAGGCAGCUUCUGCACAAAGACAACAUAGCUCACAGCCAAUCUGAUUGCUGCUAG